Rhincodon typus (whale shark) is the source of this 2706-nucleotide messenger RNA. It is a transcript of the gene mcph1, whose product is annotated as microcephalin 1. Gene Ontology annotation, biological process: mitotic cell cycle. The coding region runs from base 1 to 2616 and encodes 871 amino acids. The transcript is spliced from 13 exons. NCBI's taxonomy places the organism in Eukaryota, Metazoa, Chordata, Chondrichthyes, Orectolobiformes, Rhincodontidae. The record is from RefSeq and is a predicted model, not a curated record.
AUGGCUAAUGAUGAAUACCUCAAGCCUGGCAGUGACAAAGACAUGGUUUUAAAAUACUUCAAUAAGCAAGUGACCCAUGUAGUAUUCAAGGAUGGACAUGAAAGUGUUUGGAAAAAGGCCAAAAAAACUGGUGUAAAAUUGGUUUCUGUACUGUGGGUAGAAAGGUGUAUGGCAACGUGUACCCAUGUUGAUGAAUCCUUAUUUCCUGCCGUGAAUGAUAGUAACUCUUUUCCUGAAAAUAAAAGAACACAUCGAUGUAUGAAACCCAGGGAUUUCAUAGAAAAGACACCAGAGAAUGACAAAAGACUGCAGAGAAAAUUAGAUCAAAUGAUUCAGAAUCUAGAUUUGAAGAAAACUACUGGAGCUGAAUUGCCUUUACUCUCAUUUGAUGAGGAUGCUACAGAUCUAAGUAUAUCCAAAAUGAAAAGGGUUCCCCACAAUCAUUUCUGCAAAAUGGAAGAAAGAUUGAAGGAAAUGAAAGAAAAGAGAGAGAACCUUUCUCCCACAGCUUCCCAAAUGUCUCAAUCAACAAUAUCAGGUUCUGCUGCCUCUCUUUGCCAGCCAUCCCUUGGGGAAUCUCCAUCAGUAACACCGAAAGGAUUUGCAGAAGAUCAAAUAAUUGGCUCAGAAGAUACAUCAACUAAUGAUCCUCGCGGAAGUUCUGCUAACAAAAGCAAGUCUCUACUUUCAAGCGAUGCUUGUGUAGAACAAGUAACCCAACGUUCCACACCUGAAUCUUUUGUUGACAGUUUCCAUUUACUUUCACCUAAUUGUGAUUUGAUCAACAAAAACUCAAGGAGAAGAACUAAGAAACCAGUUGCAAAAACAAAACUAGUUUUUCCAAAGAAAAGUAGUGUUUUGGCUUCACCUGAUGGUAAUGGCACAUCAGCAGGCUCAUGUAGAGUGCAAAGGAAUGGCAAAUAUUCCGAAGGAGAAAGUCCACGGGCUUUGGACCAUGCGACACAAGAGCUUAAAGUUUAUAAUACCAUAAGCAAAACAAAUGUAAAUUUGCCACCCCCAGGACAGGUAUCCAGCUCUGUUAAAGAAUGUGAUUUUGCAGAAAUGACCUCCAUGUUGAAUGUACAUCAUAAAAGUAAUGUCUCACCUUUGAAACAAAAAUGUUUCCCUGCAAGUAAGAAAAAUCAGAUUAGCUCAAAGAAAAAUGAUGACUUGUGUAAACACCAAUUUGAUCAUGUAAAGCCUACAAGAAAUGAAUUCUUUGAAGCAAGACAAUUUUCAAGUGGUUCCCCUCAUAGUUAUCCCAUGAAGGAGGUGUAUGAGGAUUUCUUUUCUCCUGUCAAUUUGAAUGGUCAAAGGAAGUCAAGACUACCAUUAGGUGUGUUUCCACCUGAAUCGCCAAGUCCUCCCAAAUUAAAUUUUGUAGAUGUUAAGCAGAAGAGAAAGUCACAAGAAACUAAUCAGCAAAGUUCUAUAGCUAGAACAAAAAGAACGAAGGGUAUUACAAAUUUCAAUACUGCAGAGCAAUUGAAUACUGUUUUUUGUAAUUCUGAUGAAUCUUUGAAUAUAAUUACAGUAGUUGACAAUAAUAACCCUCACAAACAAAAUGAUGCACAACAUCCGGCAGCUACUAGAAUUCAUAACCGAAGGAAGUCUCAUAUAAAACAACUACUUGAUCGUUUUCUUGAUGAAUCGGAGGAAUUGUCAAGCGACGAAUUGCCUUUGAACAAAGUAUCACAUUUUCCCGACGGUAAUGGAGAAGGAAAAUUGGAUUUACGUCCAAAUGAUUCUCCUCCAACAUAUUUUUAUGAUCAUAGAAAAGGAGUAAAUCAUUCAACAACUUUACACACUGAAACAAAAAACAACUCUCUUGAUUCUCUAAAGUUUACCGAUCAGUUGAAUAAGGAGCAAAAUGAAAUGGAAAAAGUACAGUACCACCAAGAGAAUAUGUUAUCUCAGGACAUCUUAACCACUGGCAGCAAUAAGGAAGAUAAGCAUCUUAGUGAACCCUGCCAAAGUCAUAAUAAGAAAUACAAUACAACUGAGCUAACUUAUACUACAAUUGGAUGCAAAGGGAAGACUAAAAAGCCAAGCAGAACACUAGUCAUGACGAGUAUGCCUUCAGAGAAUCAGAUUAUUGUAAUUCAAGUUGUGAAACAGCUCGGUGGCUUUUUGUUCUCGGACCAAGUGAAUGAAACAACUACUCAUGUUGUCGCAGGACACUCACGGCGUACAUUGAAUGUCUUGUUUGGAAUUGCCCAAGGGUGUUGGAUCUUGUCCUUUGACUGGAUUCUUUGGUCUUUGGAGCAAGGGUUUUGGGUUCCUGAAGAGCCUUAUGAACUAUCAGCCCAAUUUCCAGCAGCGACUAUCUGCAGAUUAGAAAAACAGUCAGCAAUAGGACCCUAUCAACAGGAUUUAUUUGCAAAUCAGCCUCUGAUCUUCAUUUCACCCAGAAGUGAACCGCCUACCUUAAUGCUCGAGAAAUUGAUUCAGUUGUGUGGGGGCAAGGUGUGCAAAACUUUACGCAAAGCUGGAAUUUGUAUUGGACAGUACAAGGGAAAGAGACCUCCUGGAAAUCAACACUUAUCAGAAAGUUGGAUACUGGAUUGUAUUACCCAACAUAAGCUCUGCCCCAUUGACAACUACAGAAUCGAAUAGUUGGAAGUGCUGAUGAUAAAAGUACAAUAGAAGAGGAGUCUGCUUCAGUCAGUAAAUAUAUUAUGUUCCUCUCAAGAAAGCUUAUACAUA